Messenger RNA from Lachancea lanzarotensis, 840 nucleotides. Its product is annotated as LALA0S05e03246g1_1. The transcript has a single exon. The coding region runs from base 1 to 840 and encodes 279 amino acids. NCBI's taxonomy places the organism in Eukaryota, Fungi, Ascomycota, Saccharomycetes, Saccharomycetales, Saccharomycetaceae. The record is from RefSeq and is a predicted model, not a curated record.
AUGGAGACUGGCACUGCACGCUUGGCUCCAGGUAGCGCUUUCGACAAAAUGAUUCUAAAUCGAAAGAAUACUGGCGAAGGAACGAGAGGCAAAGAGAGUGACAGUGUUGUGAAUGCUGCAAAAAAUGUGGACACCACUCGGUUGAUGGGUAGACGUGGGAAAUUUACACGCUCUUUGAAAAAAGCAAAGCGAUUUUUGGAUGUGGGCUUUGGAUCGCCGUCCAUCCGUGCCGGCGACGAUAAUACCAAAGAGUGCCCGCAAGAAUUGAAUCAUACAGGAUUUCUGUCGCUGCUGAGUCGAAACCACCUAAAUUCAACGCGCGGAUGGCUCUCUAUCCGGUCUAAACCCGCUUCUGAUGAGAAAGAAAAUACUGCGUCUGAACCGCAUGGCCUUGAAAAGAAAGAUGACAGUGGUCCUCGAGACCUGAAAUCCAAAAAUGUCCCAAGCGUCUUGGCGGAAAAAGAGCUCGAUAUUUUCAAUUACUUAUCCCCAGAAGAAGUAGAAAAAGGCGAGUUAUUCAUGACUCUCGGAAGUCCAGCAUGCGGUCCAUUCGAUAAAAACUUGAAAACGCUAUAUCUCGUUGCAAUGCGUGAAUCAAUCGAACAAAAUGGGAAGUUGAUAAACGAUCUGAAAAGUCAGCUAGAGGACCGCCAAAAAUCGUUUCAUUACGGUGACCAUAUCGCUUUCCUCAAGCAUCUACAAAGCCUUCUUCAAUACGAGACUGGAUUUUUGCAAGAGAUUUAUUAUCGAUACGAUCUGUUACUCCAGGAGAAUGACUCGUUGCGCGAAAUUUUGAUCAGCAGGAAGAAUACAGGCAUUUUAAAAUUAAAUGAACGUUGA